AUGGCGGUCCGCGCAGCUUUUGAGAACAGCAACGAGGUCGGCGUCUUUUCCACUCUGACAAACUCCUACGCCCUCGUAGCCGUCGGCGCAUCAGAGAACUUCUAUAGCGUCUUCGAAGCCGAACUCCAAGACGUCAUCCCCAUAACGCACUGCACCAUCGCCGGCACGCGCAUCGUCGGCCGCCUAACCGCCGGCAACAAAAAGGGCCUCCUCGUCCCGACCUCCACAACCGACCAAGAACUCCAACACCUCCGCAACAGCAUCCCCGACAGCGUCAAAAUCCAACGCAUCGAAGAGCGCCUCUCCGCCCUCGGCAACGUCAUCUGCGCCAACGACCACGUCGCCCUCGUGCACCCGGACCUCGAGCGCGAGUCGGAAGAAAUCAUCGCAGAUGUCCUGGGCGUGGAGGUCUUCCGACAGACGAUCGCGGAUAAUGUGCUCACGGGGAGCUACAUGGCGCUGAGCAAUCAGGGCGGCAUCGUGCAUCCGAAGACGAGCAUCCAGGACCAGGACGAGCUGUCGAGUCUGCUGCAGGUGCCCCUCGUGGCGGGGAGUGUGAAUCGGGGUAGUCCCGUGGUGGGCGCGGGCAUGGUGGUCAACGACUGGAUGGCGGUGACGGGGCUGGAUACGACGGCGACGGAGCUGAGUGUGGUGGAGAGUGUGUUCAAGCUGGGCGAGGGCAUGGGUCCUGGGGCGAUCAAUACGACGAACAAGGAGACUAUGGUUGAGUCGUUUUAUUAG
Zasmidium cellare ATCC 36951 is the source of this 741-nucleotide messenger RNA. RefSeq lists its product as uncharacterized. Gene Ontology annotation, cellular component: nucleolus; preribosome, large subunit precursor; cytosol. The transcript is spliced from 3 exons. NCBI's taxonomy places the organism in Eukaryota, Fungi, Ascomycota, Dothideomycetes, Mycosphaerellales, Mycosphaerellaceae. Gene Ontology annotation, molecular function: ribosomal large subunit binding. Gene Ontology annotation, biological process: maturation of LSU-rRNA; cytosolic ribosome assembly; assembly of large subunit precursor of preribosome. The record is from RefSeq and is a predicted model, not a curated record. The coding region runs from base 1 to 741 and encodes 246 amino acids.